Molecule: messenger RNA, 3088 nt
Organism: Suncus etruscus (white-toothed pygmy shrew)
Lineage: Eukaryota; Metazoa; Chordata; Mammalia; Eulipotyphla; Soricidae
Gene: DHX35
Product: DEAH-box helicase 35
Cellular component (GO): catalytic step 2 spliceosome; intracellular anatomical structure
Molecular function (GO): RNA binding
Source: RefSeq, a predicted model, not a curated record
AUGGCUGCGCCCGUGGGACCGGUGAGGUUCUGGCGACCUGGUACCGAGGGUCCAGGCAUCAGCAUCUCUGAAGAGAGGCAGAGCCUUGCUGAAAACUCUGCCACAACCAUUGUUUACAACCCAUACGCAUCCCUUUCCAUUGAGCAGCAGAGACAGAAACUGCCUGUGUUCAGGCUUCGGAAUCAUAUAUUAUAUCUGAUAGAAAAUUAUCAGACGGUGGUGAUUGUUGGAGAAACAGGAUGUGGGAAGAGCACGCAGAUUCCACAGUACCUUGCAGAAGCUGGCUGGACGGCAGAAGGAAGGAUUGUGGGGAUCACUCAGCCUCGAAGAGUGGCCACUGUCACAGUUGCAGGGAGAGUGGCUGAGGAAAGGGGUACCUUGCUGGGCCAUGAAGUGGGCUACUGCAUCCGCUUUGAUGACUGCACAGACUCAUUGGCUACACGGAUUAAGUUUCUGACUGAUGGAAUGUUGGUUAGGGAAAUGAUGGUUGAUCCAUUGUUAACAAAAUACAGUGUCAUUAUGCUGGAUGAAGCUCACGAGAGGACCUUGUACACUGACAUUGCUGGCUUGCUGAAAAAGAUUCAGAAAAAACGAGGGGAUCUGCGGUUGAUUGUGGCCUCAGCCACGCUGGAUGCAGAGAAAAUUUCGGGAUUCUUUAAUCAGAAUGAGACCAGUGACCACACCAGGACACCAUGUGUGAUCUUGACCGUGGAAGGGCGGACAUUCCCAGUGGAUUUCUAUCUGCAGAGCCCUGUUCCAGAUUAUAUCAAAUCAACAGUAGACACUGUGAUGAAAAUUCACCAGACAGAGGGAGAUGGAGACAUAUUAGCAUUUCUUACUGGCCAGGAAGAGGUGGAAACCGUUGUGUCUCUGCUGAUUGAGCAGGCUCGAGCACUUGGCCGCACUGGGAUGAAGAGGCAUCUGCGAGUGCUCCCCAUGUAUGCAGGACUGCCUUCCUUCGAGCAGAUGAAAGUCUUUGAGAGGGUGUCACACAGUGUCAGAAAGGUUGUAGUGGCCACCAAUGUGGCCGAAACCUCCAUUACCAUCAGUGGGAUUGUGUAUGUGAUCGACUGUGGCUUCAUGAAACUCCGGGCCUAUAAUCCCAGAACAGCUAUUGAGUGCUUGGUGGUAGUGCCAGUGUCUCAGGCAUCAGCAAACCAGCGAGCAGGACGUGGGGGCCGCAACCGCUCAGGAAAAUGUUACCGUCUUUAUACAGAGGAAGCCUUUGAACAGCUGCCCCAGAGUACAGUUCCCGAGAUGCAACGGAGCAACUUGGCACCCGUCAUCCUGCAGCUGAAGGCGCUAGGAAUUGACAAUGUCCUCAGGUUUCACUUCAUGUCACCCCCUCCAGCACAAUCGAUGGUUCAAGCAUUGGAGUUACUCUAUGCUCUGGGAGGUUUGGACAAAGACUGUCGCCUUACUGAACCACUUGGCAUGCGAAUAGCUGAGUUUCCUCUAAAUCCCAUGUUUGCAAAGAUGCUGCUUGAAUCAGGAACUUUUGGCUGCUCACAGGAAAUCCUGAGCAUUGCUGCCAUGAUGCAGAUCCAGAAUAUCUUUGUAGUCCCCUCCAACCAGAAGAAUCAAGCAAUGCGUGUGCACCGAAGAUUCGCUGUGGAGGAGGGGGAUCAUCUCACCAUGCUCAAUGUGUACGAAGCGUUCAUCAAACACAAUAAGAGCUCACAGUGGUGUCAGGAACAUUUCUUGAAUUACAAGGGUCUAGUCCGAGCUUCGACUGUGCGAGAACAACUAAAGAAGCUUCUCAUCAAGUUCCAGGUACCCAAGAACUCCAGCGAAGGUGAUCCAGAUCCUGUUCUGAGGUGCAUCGUGGCGGGAUUCUUUGCCAAUGCAGCAAGGUUUCAUUCAACAGGAGCUUACAGGACCAUCCGUGAUGAUCAUGAAUUACACAUCCAUCCAGCCUCUGUCCUCUAUGCCGAGAAGCCUCCUCGAUGGGUACUCUAUAAUGAAGUCAUACAAACCUCCAAGUAUUACAUGAGAGAUGUGACCGCCAUUGAGUCUGCUUGGCUGUUGGAGCUGGCUCCACACUUCUAUCAACAGGGAACGCACCUGUCCCUGAAAGCCAAGAGGGCCAAAAUCCAGGACCAGUGAUCAGAGUCUGCCUGUGGCCACAGGGCUUGCCAGCGUCUCCUCUGCUCUGCUGUGGUCCAGGCCCUGGCGGUGCUGGCACUGCUGCUGUGGCCCUGCGUCUGCUCCAUCUACUUGUCAGCUCUGAAGUGCGGCUCCUCACCCUUUAUUCCCAUCCCACCCCGCUGGGUCCCAGGAGGGUCUGUGCAUGUCAGGCUGAAGAGUGGAGUGGUGGAGUCAUGCUCUCUGCUCUCACAGCUGCUCCCUUGCCCACAGGCCUCUCCCUGGCCCAGCUCUGUGGGGAGUGAUUGGGAGUGCCAGCCAUGUGAGCACCAUGCCAUGCUGGGACCAGGGGACCCAGGUGAGGCUGGCAGGCCCAGGCAGAGUGACCCAGAAAGUGGUUGCCAGGUGGGAGCUCUCGUGUGUCCACAGAAGAUAAGAAUCCAAUGUAUGGCUUUUCCCUCUGCCUGCAUCUUCAUUUCUCUUGAAGGCAUCGGGGACCCCAAGAAAGAACCCAUGGGCUCUUUUCUCUGAUAGCAAUAAUGAGUUUUCUCUUUCACAAGUGGCUUAGCUUUCUUUUUUCUCCAAGGACACAACCAAGUCCUGGAGCACCAGCUCAGCUCCAGGGUGACCCCACCACCCUCAGCUCUUAGCACAGCCCCCAGGUGGGACAUACCACAGCAGUGCAGAGGUGUGAAGCUUCUGCAGCUUGGGACCGUGACUCGUGACCCAAGGACCCCUUUUCUGUGUUUGCUUGGACUCUCAUGGCCCCUGGGGCAGCCCUUCCAGCAGGUACAGGGCUCAGGGCUGCCUCAUGGCCACCCCCACCAGCUGCCUCUUUGCUGCAAUGAUGUUUGCAUUUCUCCCGCUCUGUUCCGGUGAUGUUUCUUUAGAACCACAUAGCUUGAACAUUUAUUUUUCUACUGAUUUGUUUGGAUGUGCCACUUUAGGCACCAAAUGUGUCUGUUAUUUUUAAUUUUCAUUUUAUAAAACAUGUAAAUAAUAG